CCUUCAACGUCCAUCGGUGGAGAUUACUGCCGUUUCACCCCCACCACCCCCAAACCCCCCCGCGGCGCGCACCCUCCCGAUUGCCACAAUAGAUGUUACUCCACUAUAUGCAUUUCGAUCUCAUCAUCUAAGCCCAGUCCACCAAGAUGGAAAAUGCGCACACUAAAUCGGCGACCGAAGUUUUAGACAACUUCAGUGUGAACGAAAACACUGGGCUGACUCUGGAGCAAGUCAAAGUCAAUUUCGAGAAAUAUGGACCGAACGAGCUCCCAGCUGAAGAAGGGAAGUCCCUGUGGGAGCUGGUGGUGGAGCAGUUUGAGGACCUCCUGGUCAGGAUCCUGCUGCUAGCUGCUUGUGUCUCCUUUGUGUUGGCUCUGUUUGAGGAAGGAGAGGAGACAACCACCGCCUUUGUUGAGCCAGUUGUCAUUCUUCUUAUCCUUAUCGCCAACGCUGUUAUCGGGGUCUGGCAGGAGCGAAAUGCUGAAAAUGCCAUUGAGGCUCUGAAAGAGUAUGAACCAGAGAUGGGAAAGGUGUACCGCAUGAACCGCAAGGCUGUCCAGAGGAUCAAAGCCAGAGACAUCGUCCCAGGAGACAUAGUGGAGGUUGCAGUUGGUGACAAGGUGCCUGCUGACAUCAGAGUGACCUCUAUAAAGUCCACCACCCUGCGAGUGGACCAGUCCAUCCUCACAGGGGAGUCUGUGUCCAUCAUCAAACACACUGACCCUGUUCCUGACCCCAGAGCUGUCAACCAGGACAAAAAGAACAUGCUGUUUUCUGGCACAAACAUUGCAGCAGGCCGUGCCAUAGGCGUUGUCGUUGCUACCGGCGUGGCCACUGAGAUCGGUAAGAUCCGUAAUCAGAUGGCCUCUACAGAACAAGAGAAGACGCCGCUGCAGCAGAAGCUGGAUGAGUUUGGCCAGCAGCUCUCCAAGGUCAUCUCCCUGAUCUGCGUGGCGGUGUGGGUCAUCAACAUUGGCCACUUCGGAGACCCCGUCCAUGGCGGCUCUUGGGUCAGGGGGGCGAUCUAUUAUUUUAAGAUUGCCGUGGCCCUGGCCGUGGCCGCCAUCCCCGAAGGGCUGCCUGCUGUCAUUACCACUUGCCUGGCCCUCGGCACGCGUCGCAUGGCAAAGAAGAACGCCAUUGUUCGCAGCCUGCCCUCAGUGGAGACCCUGGGCUGUACAUCUGUUAUCUGCUCUGACAAGACGGGCACCCUCACCACCAACCAGAUGUCCGUCUGCAGAGUAAGUGGCAAUCAGGAAAAACAAAAAUUCUGCACCCUUCAUGAGUUCUCUAUAACUGGUUCUACAUACGCCCCUGAGGGACAAAUACUGAAAGGAGACAGGCCCGUCCAGUGUGGGGACUAUGAUGGGCUUUUGGAGUUGGCCACUGUGUGCUCUAUGUGCAAUGACUCUUCACUGGACUACAAUGAGGCCAAAGGGGUUUAUGAGAAGGUGGGUGAAGCCACAGAGACGGCUCUCACCACCUUAGUGGAGAAGAUGAACGUCUUCAAGACUGACGUGUCCGGACUCAGCAAGGUGGAGCGUGCCGGUAGCUGCAACUCAGUGAUCAGGCAGUUGAUGAAGAAGGAGUUCACGCUGGAGUUCUCUCGUGACCGCAAGUCCAUGUCUGUGUACUGCACCCCCGUCAAGCCGGGCUCCCAAAGCAAGAUGUUCAUCAAGGGUGCUCCUGAGAGUGUGAUCGAGCGGUGUCAGUACCUGCGCGUGGGAACCGGGAAGGUGACGCUGACACCAGGCCUGCGUGACCAGCUGAUGUCUAAGAUCAGGGACUGGGGGACAGGCAGGGACACUUUACGCUGCCUGGCGCUGGCCACUCAUGACACUCCACCACGCAAAGAGGACAUGGACUUGGAGAAUUCCACCAAAUUUGUACAGUAUGAGCUGGGUCUCACAUUUGUUGGCUGUGUUGGCAUGCUCGACCCUCCCAGGAAGGAGGUGAUCGGUUCGGUGAAACUAUGCAACGAGGCAGGUAUACGUGUUAUCAUGAUCACAGGAGACAACAAGGGCACGGCUGUGGCCAUCUGCAGGCGCAUUGGCAUCUUCGGCGAGGAUGAGGACGUGACAGGAAAGGCCUACACAGGCCGCGAGUUUGACGAUCUCCCGCCGGAGGCCCAGAGAGAAGCCGUUAAACGGGCGCGCUGCUUCGCCCGCGUCGAGCCGGCUCACAAGUCAAAGAUUGUGGGAUACCUGCAAUCAUUCGAUGAGAUUACUGCCAUGACAGGAGACGGUGUGAACGAUGCCCCGGCCCUGAAGAAAGCGGAGAUUGGCAUCGCCAUGGGCUCCGGCACUGCCGUGGCCAAGUCAGCAUCCGAGAUGGUGCUGUCAGAUGAUAACUUCUCCACCAUAGUGGCUGCUGUGGAGGAGGGCAGAGCCAUCUACAACAACAUGAAGCAGUUCAUCAGAUACCUCAUCUCUUCUAACGUGGGAGAAGUCGUCUGCAUCUUCCUGACAGCCAUCCUGGGUCUCCCUGAGGCUUUGAUUCCAGUCCAGCUGCUCUGGGUGAAUCUGGUGACGGAUGGCUUGCCUGCCACCGCCCUGGGCUUUAACCCCCCAGACCUGGACAUCAUGGACAAACCUCCUCGCAACCCCAAGGAGCCUCUCAUCUCUGGCUGGCUCUUCUUCAGAUAUCUGGCCAUUGGAGGAUAUGUGGGUCUUGGAACAGUGGGUGCUGCCACAUGGUGGUACCUGUUUGAUGAAGAUGGCCCACAAGUAUCUUUCUAUCAGCUGAGACACUUCAUGCAGUGUACUGAGGCCAACCCCAUGUUCGAGAACAUAGACUGUGAGGUGUUUGAAUCCCGCUACCCCACAACCAUGGCCCUGUCUGUGCUGGUCACUAUCGAAAUGUUCAACGCGCUCAACAGUUUGUCUGAGAACCAGUCCCUGGUCAGGAUGCCACCCUGGGUCAAUGUUUGGCUGCUGGGAGCAAUCAUCCUCUCCCUCUCCCUCCACUUCUUAAUCCUCUACGUUGAGCCUUUGCCGCUGAUCUUCCAGGUGACCCCCCUGCACUGGUAUCAGUGGAUUGUGGUGCUGAAGAUUUCCAUCCCUGUCAUCCUCCUGGAUGAGGCACUGAAAUAUAUGUCCAGAAACCAUCUAGAUGGUGAUGAAGAGAAGAAAUAUCGCAGGAGAUGGCAGCUGAACUAAGACCUCUCCCUCAACACACUCACACACUUAAACACACGCCUACCCUCUUCCCUUUACAAGCUAGGAACCUUUUCUCUCCCCUGUCCUCAUUCCCCACUCCUGCAUGUCCGACAAACCACCACUAGAAAUGAGCAGUGGCUUGCAUGAGAGCGAGUGUGCAAGAAAGAGAGCAUGCGUGUUCCUGCGAGCAUGGCUUUCUGUGUGUGUGUGUGUGUGUGUGUGUGUGUGUGUGUGUGUGUGUGUGUGUGUGUGUG
Molecule: messenger RNA, 3412 nt
Organism: Morone saxatilis (striped sea-bass)
Lineage: Eukaryota; Metazoa; Chordata; Actinopteri; Moronidae
Gene: atp2a3
Product: ATPase sarcoplasmic/endoplasmic reticulum Ca2+ transporting 3
Exons: 22
Coding region: 147-3158 (1003 amino acids)
Biological process (GO): intracellular calcium ion homeostasis; calcium ion transmembrane transport
Cellular component (GO): membrane
Molecular function (GO): ATP hydrolysis activity; P-type calcium transporter activity; ATP binding
Source: RefSeq, a predicted model, not a curated record